This is a messenger RNA of Klebsormidium nitens, 1110 nucleotides long. NCBI's taxonomy places the organism in Eukaryota, Viridiplantae, Streptophyta, Klebsormidiophyceae, Klebsormidiales, Klebsormidiaceae. The record is from the annotation of a GenBank genome assembly.
AUGUAGGGACCCACACUUUUCUGGCGGUCCCAGCCGAUCACCUGUACGUUUAAAACAUGAGUUGCCUACCCGGGACGCCUCACAGCUGUUUUGCCCCAGCAAAACAUCGUCCUUCAACUCUUGCGAAGCGCCCAUUGAUGCAGCAUCAAUUGUUGACCAUUGUUUUCGUGCUCGCUUCCUUUUUUUCGUUCUAGCAAUGCAACAAAUGACGGUCCCAACCACUGGCCUGCUUGAUGGUCCAGGUUUUGAGCAAGCAACCCGCAGUCUCUUGGAUGAUAACGCAGAGCUGCAUUCUUUGGUCAAGAUAGCGGUGGUGGGGCGGGAAAAGGCAGGCAAGAGCGCGCUUAUACGCACACUGUGUGGACUGGAACCUCUGCAGAACUAUGUAGAGACAGCAGGAAUCGAAGUGCAGCAGCUUCUGAGAGGAGCUAGCAGGGAGGACACUUCCGCUGGGGCGCAGUCGCAGGGCGAUGAAAUGUCUGCUCCUUCGACCAGCUUCCAGUUCUGGGAGGCCGCCGGACGUCCUUCCGCACGCUUUGAGUACCUCCUCCCGUCCGCCGCAAGCAAGGCGCGUCUCGCCCUCCACGUGCUCUCCUUGCAGGACCGCGCCGGGUUUGACGCGCUGCCCCAGCAGAUUGAUGACGUUGGUACGCACGUGCCUUGCCUCGUGAUCGCAACUAGGCACGAUCUUGUGUACCAAACCGCCAUCCCAGACGAUGAGCUUCGAGCUUUCUGCGCACGGCACCGGUUACGCCUGUGUUUGAUAGGGAACCCCCAGGACCAAACGGACGAAGCGCAGCAGCGUCGGACAAUAGUCCGAAAGUACAUUUUGGCCGAGAUUGAAAAGCUUCUGUAGGUUGGCGCGAAAUCGAAAUGUAUCCAGAAUCUAGCUUGACCAUGGAAAGACUCCGUAGUGCAGGCUUCAAUGCUCCUCGCACCAUAACUGCUCCUAGGUUGCCGUCGAGAAGGUCUUUUCCGAAGUAUCUGAGUAUGAGUGUCUCGCUUCAAUCCUUGGUUCCCACUUCUUAUUGGUUGAAUUUUAUCGAGUGCCUAUGUCUGCAUGGUUAAGCCUUCGUUUUAGUUGGACAAGUUCUGCUCCGCUUAAGGUGG